Molecule: messenger RNA, 1081 nt
Organism: Scatophagus argus
Lineage: Eukaryota; Metazoa; Chordata; Actinopteri; Scatophagidae
Product: GTPase IMAP family member 4-like
Exons: 3
Coding region: 29-1066 (345 amino acids)
Molecular function (GO): GTP binding
Source: RefSeq, a predicted model, not a curated record
GGAAUCACCCACAAGAAAGACUGUCACAAUGAGAAGCCACAACCCACCAGGAAAUGUUGCCUCAGGAGAACUUAAUAUUUUGCUGGUUGGUCCCAGACGGACAGGCAAGAGCUCUACUGGUAACACCCUCCUGGGUCGGGGUCAGGUUUUUGAAACCAGAGGAGGAGAAGCGAGCACAGCUGCCAGUGCCAUCACAGCUGGACGUCGCGUAAACGUGGUGGACGCACAGGGUUGGGGUUCAUCUGAGGAGUAUGUUCCCAAAGAGGAGAAAAUUGAACUGCUGAGAGCGUUGUCUCUCUGUGGACCUGAAGGACCUCAUGUUGUUCUAUUAGUGAUCCCCCUGUUGGACUUCACUGAGUCUGAGGGGAGAGCAUUGGAGAGGAGGAUGGAGAUCUUGACCUCUACAGUCUGGAGACACACGAUGGUGUUGUUCACAUGUGGAGAUCAGUUGAGGGGAAGAGGGCGCAGUGUGCAGGAACACAUCCAGUCAGGAGGCCCCGCCUUGCAUUGGCUGAUGCAGAAGUGUCGCUAUCAAUACCACGUUUUUGAUAACAAGGCAGAAGCAGAGCAGGAGCAGGUGAGAGCGCUGCUGAGUAAAGUGGAGAACAUGUUGGAGGAGAAUGGAGGAUGGCACUUCUCACUUCACAUGUACCAAAGGUUGGAGGAGGAGUGGAGCCGCAGAGAGCAGGAGCUGAGAGCUCGACUGGCGGCAGAGACAAAUGUGGCAGAUGUGGGAAGUGUGGGGAGAAAACAAAAGACAGCAGACCCAAAGGUAAACAUGGAGCCAGAGCAGGAGCAGAGGUUGGAGACCGAAGAAGAAGAGCAGGAAGAUAGCCUGAGGGGAGACCAAGAGAACAAAGAAGAAUAUGUGGAAAGGAAGAUAAAUAGACGGGUAGAUAAAGAGGAGAGAGCGAAGGCAGAGCUGAAGAGACUGAGCAGUGAGGAGGACUCUGACUACAGAGAAGAGAGGAAGGAGAGCACUGAAUUAAAAACUGGAAUGAUGUCUCCAUAUCUGCCUAAUGGGGGUCAAAGGUUAGCCUUUAGUGCACCCAGAAGGCCUUCCUAAAUUAAUUACACUUAC